CAGAGGACUCACACAGGAGAGAAACCCUAUGAGUGUCCAGAGUGUGGGAAACGUUUCAGUGAGAAUUACCACCUGGUGACACACCAGAGGACUCACACUGGAGAGAAGCCAUAUGAGUGUCCGGAGUGUGGGAAAAGUUUCAGUCAGAAAUACAACCUGGUGACACACCAGAGGACUCACACAGGAGAGAAACCCUAUGAGUGUCCAGAGUGUGGGAAAGAUUUCUCUUCGAAAUCUGUCCUGGUAAACCAUCAAAGUACUCACACAGGAGAGAUACCAUAUAAAUGUCAUUGUGGGAAACGUUUUAGUAGGAAUUACUACCUAAUGAACCAUCAAAGGACUCACACAGGAGAGAAACCAUAUAAAUGUCAUUGUGGGGAAAGUUUCAGACAGAAUUCCCACCUGGUGACACACCAUAGGACUCACACAGGAGAGAAGCCAUAUGAGUGUCCGGAGUGUGGGAAACGUUUCAGUCAGAGAUACACCCUGGUGACACACCAUAGGACUCACACAGGAGAGAAACCAUAUAAAUGUCAUUGUGGGAAAAGUUUUAGUCAGAAUUCCUAUCUGGUGAAACAUCAGAGGACUCACACAGAAGAGAAGCCAUAUGAGUGUCCGGAGUGUGGGAAAAGUUUCAGUCAGAAAUACACCCUGGUGACACACCAGAGGACUCACACAGGAGAGAAGCCCUAUGAGUGUUCAGAGUGUGGGAAAGAUUUCUCUUUGAAAUCUGCCCUGGUGAACCAUCAAAGGACUCACACAGGAGAGAAACCAUAUAAAUGUCAUUGUGGGAAAAGUUUUAGUAAGAAUUACUACCUGGUGAACCAUCAAAGGACUCACACAGGAGAGAAACCAUAUAAAUGUCAUUGUGGGAAAAGUUUUAGUCAGAAUUCCUAUCUGGUGAACCAUCAAAGGACUCACACAGGAGAGAAACCAUAUAAAUGUCGUCAUUGUGCGAAAAGUUUCAGUCAGAAAAUCAACCUAGUGACACACCAGAGGACUCACACAGGAGAGAAGCCAUAUGAGUGUCCAGAGUGUGGGAAAAGUUUCUCUUCGAAAUCUGCCCUGGUGAACCAUCAGAGGACUCACACAGGAGAGAAACCCUAUGAGUGUCCAGAUUGUGGGAAAGAUUUCUCUUGGAAAUUUUCCCUG
Messenger RNA from Protobothrops mucrosquamatus (brown spotted pit viper), 1152 nucleotides. RefSeq names its product zinc finger protein 84-like. The record is from RefSeq and is a predicted model, not a curated record. Gene Ontology annotation, molecular function: RNA polymerase II cis-regulatory region sequence-specific DNA binding; DNA-binding transcription factor activity, RNA polymerase II-specific. The transcript has a single exon. Gene Ontology annotation, biological process: central nervous system development; regulation of transcription by RNA polymerase II. Gene Ontology annotation, cellular component: nucleus. The annotation marks the transcript as partial. Lineage: Eukaryota; Metazoa; Chordata; Lepidosauria; Squamata; Viperidae.